Cynoglossus semilaevis (tongue sole) is the source of this 4492-nucleotide messenger RNA. RefSeq names its product cyclin T1 (gene ccnt1). The transcript is spliced from 9 exons. Gene Ontology annotation, molecular function: cyclin-dependent protein serine/threonine kinase regulator activity. NCBI's taxonomy places the organism in Eukaryota, Metazoa, Chordata, Actinopteri, Pleuronectiformes, Cynoglossidae. Gene Ontology annotation, biological process: regulation of transcription by RNA polymerase II. Bases 84 to 2174 code for a protein of 696 amino acids. The record is from RefSeq and is a predicted model, not a curated record.
AAUAAGCGCCCUCCACUACAGUCUUGGCUGUGACGUAUGUUCCUGUGACGCAGAGAAAUUUUAAACUCCUGUCCUUCUCAGUAAUGGCUGCUUCGUUUCGUUCUCUCCCUACAAGCAGUAACAACAAAUGGUACUACACCCGGCAGCAGAUCGACGACAGCCCAUCUCGGCGAGCUGGACUUGACCCGGACAAAGAGCUGUCGUACAGACAACAGGCGGCCAACCUGCUCCAGGACAUGGGACAGCGGCUCAAUGUGUCCCAACUUACAAUUAACACAGCCAUCGUCUACAUGCAUCGAUUCUACAUGAUCCAGUCGUUCACCAGAUUUCACAGAAAUGUCAUUGCUCCUGCUGCACUCUUUCUUGCUGCAAAGGUGGAGGAGCAGCCCCGUAAACUUGAGCAUGUUAUCAAAGUGGCUCACGCAUGCCUAAAUCCUCAGGAUCCGUCACCAGAUGUACGCAGUGAUGCCUACCUGCAACAAGCCCAAGACCUGGUCAUUCUUGAGAGCAUUAUACUCCAGACCUUGGCUUUUGAAAUUACCAUCGAUCAUCCACACACUCAUGUUGUCAAAUGCACGCAGUUGGUCAGAGUUGAUUUAGCAAGUAAGGAUUUGGCCCAGACCUCAUACUUUAUGGCUACCAACAGUCUCCACUUGACCACAUUCUGCCUGCAGUACAGCCCACCUGUCGUGGCCUGUGUGUGCAUCCACCUGGCCUGCAAAUGGUCCAACUGGGAGAUUCCCGUUUCCACAGAUGGCAAACACUGGUGGGAGUAUGUGGAUCCCUCAGUUACUCUAGAACUGCUGGAUGAACUAACCCACGAGUUCCUGCAAAUUCUGGAGAAAACACCAAGUCGUUUAAAACGGAUUAGAAAUUGGAAGGCUGGAGGUCAAACUCCCAAAGUCAAACCAAAAGUCCAGGAAGAAGGAGACCAGCGGGACACUAUGAUGAGCAUGAUCUCGAUGGCGUCAUCAGAGACGACUGUUGCUGGCCUGAUGAGCCUCUCCGCGCCGCCAUCUGCAUCUUCCUCAUCUGUUGGUGAUAAGGAGAGGACGGCAUCUGACAGUGCUCAGACUUGGAGUGGUAAAGGUCAGGCUGCUCCUGAGCAGCUGCAGCAGACGCAGCCGAACCACGAGGUCCACACCCCAGCCAAGGUGUCACUGAGUGAGUACCGUGCCAAGAAUGCAGAUGUUCUGGCCGCCCAGAAAAGGAAACUGGAGAACAUGGAGGCUAGUGUGAAGAGGGAGUACGCCAACGCUGCGCAGGCCCUCAUUGGUCAGCAACAGAAGAAGGACAAGCAGCAGCAGCCCCACAAUCACCAACAGUCCAGUUCGUCCUCUUCUGACAUGUCCAAUCCUUCACCCAUAAUACUGAAAAUUCCCCUAGAGAAGGAGAGGCAUGACAGAAGUUCACUGAAAAUGCGUUUUCCUGUUGCAGGAGGAGGUGGCAGCGGACACAGCAGUAACUCCCGUGGUCAGGAUCAGGAUAUCAAAGUACGUAUACGGGUACCUGAGAAGCAAAGGGGAACCGGAGAGGAGGUCAAAAUCCGAGAAAAGCACAGAGAUCGGUCGAACCAUCACCACCACCACCAUCCGCAUCACCACCAUUCCUCCUCCGGCACUGCCUCCCUGUCCUCUUCUCAUAAACACUCGUCUAGUUCCAGUGGUGCAGCAGGAAGUAGCAAAAAGGUGCCCAGUGACUCAUCCAGAACGAGCUCUUCAUCUUCGUCUACGUCACGAAAGAGGACGCACUCCCAGGACCCGACGGCGGUUUGUCAUACCGCUGCGAAACUCGGCAAGUCCUCUCGGAACCCCUACCAGCUACCGUCCCUGUCUUCCUCUUCUGGACAAACUCUAGGACACGGUCCUGACAUUCUACCAGCCUUGGGUCUUCCCCUUCACCAAGGGAGCUAUUCUCACUCCAAAAGUGACAAAUCAGAUACUAAUGGACACGGAGCGGCGGGUGGAGCCCAGUCAAAUGAGUACCAGGACACUUUUGACAUGCUGAACUCUUUACUGAGUGCUCAGGGUGUCCAGCCAUCCCAGCCGUCUAUGUUUGACUACAGGUCUCAAUACGGGGACUAUCGGUACAGCGGUGCCUCCAGAGUCACCAACCCCAGACCUCCACCACUGCCUUCGGACCCACCUCCACCACUGCCACCCUUACCCAAAUAAGUUCCUGGUCAGGGGAUGUUGUGUACAUUAUGCUUGACAUCACACAAAAGACAUACUCUUAGCAAAAACCCCUAUCAAUGUUUUUUUUUGUAUUACUAUUUUUUUAGGUUGUGUUGGUGUGCACAUGUUUUUUCAAUAGUGUGGCAAUAAUGAGAGGCUUCAAAAGCCUUAAAAAAAUAAGGAAAAUGUGACCGGAAAGUGUAGAUAUUUUUCUCCUUUUAUUGAUUUUAAACAAAUGCAAUGAUAAGACUUGAUUACUGUAUCGAAGGGAGUCAUCAUCAUCAUGGAAUUACCAGGAAACUAAAAGAUUUCCAUCACAUACUUGUGAGAUCUUAUGCAUUGUUUUUUUUAUGUUUCUAGUAUGUUAUUUAUUAAUUGAAAACUUUUUUUUUUUUUUUUAAAUGCCUCUCCAUACCUUAACAAUGCUUUUCCCUCCAUGUUGUUUUUGGGCAGAGCUGUAAUUAAUUCUUGAGAAGGACUGUACAGGCUUGUUUGAGAGUGUAUGUCUCCAAAGCCAUCUUUUUAAUUCCUUUUUCUUUUUGAAAAAUGUUCUUUAAAAAAAAACCAGCCAUAACCUUUUUACCCCUUUUUUAAUUUUUUUUAACCCAUCACUGGUGUAUGUUUAGAUUUCCUCCAAUAUUUGGUAAAAAAAGUGUAUAAAAAUUGUAAAAAGGUUUUAAAACAAACAUGAAAUAUUUUUUACAUUUUGUUAUAAAAAAUGCUAAGAGAGAUGUACUUUUGUUUUUAAAAUUUGUGCUGCAGUCAUUGUUUUAAAUGGUUGUAAAAUAUUCAUAUUCAGUGCUCAAAUACUUACACUAAAGAAUGCCGUUUUUAAAUGAGAAUAUACGUUUGUGAUUUAUGAAAAGGUUCAGAGAAUUCAAUCAUAUCUACUCAUUUUAGUCACCAUAAAAAACUACCAGCAAAAAAACAAACAAAAACCUGUACAGACUAAAUUGGUGUUUUGACAUCACUACAUUUAAAGACAAAGAAAAUAAUGGAUACAGAAUUUCAUUCUUACACUAGAAGAGUGAGUUCCUGUUACUGGUGUUCACUUUGUGGUGACCACGUCCUCCACAGUGUAUGACCAAGUGUCCACAAUAUUGUUCAUCAAAGAUCCUCAACCUGUCAUUAUGGUCGUCUUUUGUUUUUAUUUUUCCAGUGGUAAACCAGCGUAUGCAGUCUCCAUUCAUGCUGGUUUAAUUCAUUAAUGUCAAGUUGUGUUUGUGCUCCCGUCUGUUUCACACGGCUGUGGUUUUUUUUUUGUUUUUUUUUUUUUUUUAUCACAUGCAACAAUUCAUCAGGUGUUUACACGUUCAGAGUUUGUCAUGUUAUACAUGCCUAUACAACAUACCUCCACUACAUGGCUGUGAUUAUAAGGAAAUUGUGAGGAUAAAGUGCACAACUGUAACUGUUCAGAAUUCUUGUUUAAAAUUUGUGUUAGAGCAAAUUAGUGGAAGAGGUCCUAUUUAUUGGUGAGAAAAUUGGGUGCCGUCUGUAUAUUUGCUCACGUAUUGAGCUUUGUAUGGUUUUGAUUGUUAAGUGUUACUGCUUUCAAACUUUUUAAAAAAAAUUUUAAUUACAAGUACCUGAUCUGUAGGAGAUUAAUGAUGCAGUAAAACAAAUUGGCCAUUAAAAUGUUUUUGUCCCCUCGACACAAAGGAAUUGUGCUGAGCGAGGACAGCUCUUUGCUCAGAGGUUUAUAAGUUCUUGUAACAGGUAAACAGUUAAUGCACUGAACAUUUAUCUGCAUAGCGAUACCCACAAUGCAGAUAACAAAGUGUUAUGAGUAAUGUUGUUUGACUUUGGGGGAAAAAAAAGUUCACCAUAACAUUGCUUUUGUUGGCAUUUUUCAUUAAAUUCCCCCAUUACAUGAUCGUUACAUUAUGCUGUGAGAAUGUUGUACAGAAAGACAAAUUCCAUGAUAAACCCAUCUGUGAAAAAAAAUAACAGAAGACACUCAUGCAACCUAUCAAUGCAAAAUCACAGCGGAAAAAAACUAUUUGUUUCAAUUUUUUUCUUUAUCUCUCGGUGUUUUGGUGACACUCAGGUCUGAAAAUGUUUUUUUCUUUUUUUAAUUCAGCUAAAAGUGUUACACGUCCUCAAAAGUUUUAGGACAGCUGUGGUUUUUAUGAUGCUACUGAAAAAGUCUUGGUGUAAAAUCUUGGUAUACUCUGAAAUAGAAGCAUUGAACAAAUGAGUAAUAAAGAUUUUAAGAAAUAUGUUUUGAAUGAAUUAAGAUUGCUUUGUGUCACUUUGUCUGAGAAACGUGAAGUUGUUUGUACAGGGGAAAAUAAAAAAAUUUUGAAAUUUGAACAGAA